AUGAAUGAAAAUUUAGAAAAUUUUUCAACAAUUGAUUUGUUGAAUGAAUUAAAGAGGAGGUAUGCAUGUUUGAGUAAACCAGAUGGUAGAUAUAUUUUUUUAGGUGCCCCAGGAUCUGGAAAAGGAACACAAUCCCUGAACCUUAAGAAGUCUCAUUGUUACUGUCAUUUAUCAACAGGUGAUUUGUUAAGAGAAGCAGCUGAGAAAAAAACGGAACUUGGACUUAAGAUUAAGAACAUCAUAAAUGAAGGGAAAUUAGUUGAUGAUCAAAUGGUGUUAUCACUAGUAGAUGAGAAAUUAAAAACACCUCAAUGUAAAAAAGGAUUUAUUCUUGAUGGAUAUCCAAGAAAUGUAAAACAAGCUGAAGAUUUAAAUAAGCUACUACAAAAAAAUCAAACAAAAUUAGACGGUGUGUUUUAUUUUAAUGUACCUGAUGAAGUUUUAGUUAAUAGAAUUAGUGGUAGAUUAAUUCAUAAACCUUCCGGAAGAAUUUAUCAUAAAAUCUUUAAUCCUCCAAAAGUUCCAUUUAGAGAUGAUGUAACAAACGAACCAUUAAUACAAAGAGAAGAUGAUAAUGAAGAUGUUUUAAAAAAAAGACUAACGGUUUUUAAAAGUGAAACAUCACCUUUAAUAAGUUAUUAUAAAAAUAAAAAUUUACUUAUUAAUUUAGACGCAACACAACCAGCAAAUGAUUUGGAAAAAAAAAUCUCUCAACAUAUAGACGGUUAA
Molecule: messenger RNA, 729 nt
Organism: Plasmodium reichenowi
Lineage: Eukaryota; Apicomplexa; Aconoidasida; Haemosporida; Plasmodiidae
Product: adenylate kinase, putative
Exons: 2
Coding region: 1-729 (242 amino acids)
Biological process (GO): nucleobase-containing compound metabolic process
Cellular component (GO): mitochondrion; cytoplasm
Molecular function (GO): ATP binding; AMP kinase activity
Source: RefSeq, a predicted model, not a curated record